GGGCCCCGUGCUCCGCCUGGCCCCGCCCAGCCGGCUACGGCGGCCGGGAGGGGCGCCUACAGUGGCCGGGGGUGGGUUCAAAGGCGGCCUCCCGCCUACUGCUGCCCGGUCCGAGCUGGCCCUGGCUCGGUACCGGGCUGAGGCGGAGGCUGCACUAGCCCGUUGCUAAUAGCAGCGAGUACCAGGAAUUGCUCCCCCAGCCGUGAGGAAACGGGGCUGGGCACUGGCAGCCCCCGCGGCCCGGUGUCAGGGGCACCGGGCAGGCUGCAGUCGCUGCAGCUCGCACUCGCCGGGACGGCGGCGGUCGGGAGGAGGCGCCUCGCGGCCCAGCCGGGUGGGAAUGCCCUUUGUUCGGCUCGGGCCUACCUGGAGGCGGGGGCGUUGUUAAACCGGCGCCGUUCAUCGCAGUGAGGCACGGGGCAGCCCGGGGAGGCUCCUCCACCCUCUAUGGUUCGCUUGGGUUUUGUUUCCGUCCCUCAGCAAAUAUGUGAGAUCUGCUGGAAGUUCCUGUACUUGAUUAUCUGUCUCUGAAGAAGCAGCCUAAGUCUUGGCUCUCCUGGCGCUCAUCCCUGAAUCUGGGUCCCUCUGAGGCUGCUGAGACUGACAAAGCUCAGGUGAAACCUGAAAGAGCAGAAAGUCUCCACUCUGGAGCUGGUCCAGCAGGCGAAGUGAGCUGAGAUUUCCCAGCCCAGAGCUCGCUCUCUGCAGUUUUUCUUUAGGGGAGGCAGUGGUGGUUCCAUCUGAGUAUAGUAGCUGGCUAGAAGACUUUCUUUGGGGUUUCUGUCCUGCUUUAUUACUAGAGGUCAGAUGUUUUCAUCAGUCCUGAAGAAGCGUGGAGUCAGGACCUGCUAAGUGUGUUGAUCUGCUUGUGCUCUGGACCAUGGACUCAUUGAGAGUUUCCCUAGUGUGAAAAUGUCCAGCAGUAACCGGGAAUUAGUGAUUGACUUUGUUUCCUACAAGCUCUCACAGAAGGACUACAGCUGGAGUCAGCUCGAGGAAGAGGAUGAGAACAGGACUGAUUUUGCGGUAGAGGCCGGGAUGGCCGGUGUCCUCAACGGGAGCCCGUCCUGGCACCCCCCUGCCAGCCACGUAGUGAACGGAGCCGCCGUGCACAGGAGCAGCCUCGAGGUCCAUGAAACUGUUCAAGCAGCCGAUGUGAGGCAGGCGCUGAGAGAGGCAGGCGAUGAAUUUGAGCUGAGGUACCAGAGAGCUUUCAGUGACCUCACUUCCCAGCUCCACAUCACCCCUGCCACGGCGUAUCAGAGCUUCGAGCAGGUGGUGAACGAACUCUUCCGGGAUGGAGUGAACUGGGGUCGCAUCGUGGCUUUCUUCUCCUUCGGAGGGGCGUUGUGUGUGGAGAGCGUUGAGAAGGAGAUGCGGGUAUUGGUUGGACGCAUUGUAUCUUGGAUGACCACGUACUUGACCGACCAUCUAGAUCCCUGGAUCCAAGAAAAUGGCGGAUGGGAGCGGUUCGUGGACCUCUACGGGAAUAAUGCUGCUGCUGAGAUAAGGAAGGGCCAGGAGACCUUCAACAAAUGGCUCCUGACCGGGGCGACCGUGGCAGGCGUGCUUCUGCUGGGAUCUCUGCUGAGCCGCAAGUGACCUGCCGCCGAGUCCGCCCGCCGCCGGGACAGCUGCGCCUGCACCGCACCAGCCACUACACUCCGCUCCCCAGCACCGUCACCGCGGCGGGGCAGCCCCGCCGCCUCCCGGGCCGCUGCCCGCUCCACGGAGCUUCCCAGCGCCGCCAGCUCCUCUCCUUGUAGCCUCUCUUAUUUACCGUUCCGUUGUGUUUUAAAGGCGCCGAGACCGAUGCAGCGCUUCGGCCGCCAGCCCCCAGCACCGGGGCGAUGCAGGCAGCUGGGGGCAGCGCUGGCUCGAAGGUGUCCCAGCCCCGCAGGUCCUCUCAGUCCCUUCGAGGAGAAUAAACAGACUUAUUUUUGCAUGUGUGAGUGCGUGCGUGUGUGUAGAUGUCUCACUAAUAUAAGGUUCCCUACCCAGAGCGAGGGCGCAGGCGCUGACCCCUCCGGCGCGUGCCGUGGCCCCGGCUCCCCGUCCUCCGGCCGCUCCCGGGUGUAGCCAGGACCAGCGUCAGGCCCCGGGCUGUGCCGGCGCGGCGGGAUUCCCCUGCUCCCUCUUCCUCUGAAUGUAGAUUGCUGUGGGCAGCGCGUGGCCCCCCCCAUGCCCCCCCCCCCCCCCCCCGGUCCUGCCCUCCCCACGCUCGCUCCGCCAGGGCCCGGCGCUUUGCUUUGCUCUUAAAGCGGCGCAGGCGGGCAGGGAGUGCGCUCGUCCCGGCCCCGGCUCCAGCUGGGGCGAGCGGGGGGGCGGCCCGGGCGUGGGGCAGGAGGGCCAGGGUGCCCGCGGCACCGGGGGCUCCGGCGAGCCCGGGGCGGGGGGGGUGCAGCGUCCCGAGCGGCUCCCGGCCCGCGCAGGAAGGGGCAGCGUGGAGGUGGGAGCCUCCCCGGGUGGGGGGGGGGGGAAGCACUCGGGGCCAGCGAAGCUGCUGGCUGCUUCCCAGCUACGAGCAGCCGUGCCUGCCCCGGCCCCCCCCCCCGGCCGUAGCCCCCUCCCCGGCCGUGCUCCCCGGCCCCAUAGCACAGGCAGAGGGGGCCCUGUCCCCGCGGCGUGGCUGUGACGGGUGCGUGCUGCGGCAGGGUGCCUGUCCCCCCCACCCCACCCCCCCCGCUCCGCCCCGGCCAGGGCUCGGGGGCCGUGGGGGGGGGGGGGGGGCCGCGGGGGUGGCGCUGGGGGUGGCUCUUGCAGCAGCCCCUCCUUGGCGGGAGCCACCGGGAGACCCGGGCCGUCCUCGCGGCACCUCUGUACAUACCGCCCGCGCUCUGCUGUAAAUAUCCGAGUAGUUUUUAUUCAUUUGUGAAUACUCUAAUGCUAUUUUUGUUAUCUGUAUGUCUGUAUUUAUGUGUGGUGCCGUGCUCGGCGUGGGGGCCGGGGGGGGGGGUGUCCGCGCGGCCCCGGGGGCCUGCCUGGCCCUGCCGCCGGCCCCCCCGCGCACCCCGCGUAGGACCCGCUCCCCGCGCCGCAGGGCAAGCGGCGACUGCUUCGGUUUGCAGGUGGAGGUGAGGCCACUAAUAAAAUCUGUCGUUGGA
This is a messenger RNA of Dromaius novaehollandiae (emu), 3104 nucleotides long. It is a transcript of the gene BCL2L1, whose product is annotated as BCL2 like 1. Gene Ontology annotation, molecular function: protein heterodimerization activity; protein homodimerization activity. The transcript has 6 exons. Gene Ontology annotation, biological process: intrinsic apoptotic signaling pathway in response to DNA damage; extrinsic apoptotic signaling pathway in absence of ligand; negative regulation of intrinsic apoptotic signaling pathway. NCBI's taxonomy places the organism in Eukaryota, Metazoa, Chordata, Aves, Casuariiformes, Dromaiidae. The record is from RefSeq and is a predicted model, not a curated record. Bases 913 to 1602 code for a protein of 229 amino acids. Gene Ontology annotation, cellular component: mitochondrial outer membrane.